AUGUGGAGUACCGACAAAUUCAACGGUUGCGAUCGCGACGUCGAGAAACAUUACACAGAACGCGAUCAUAAAAAUUUUCUAAAAACUGCAAUGUCUCUUGCAUUGAAUUCACGCGAUACAGGCGCUGGGGCUCAGACCACUCAACCGAGUCGACAAGAAAAUGAGGAGCAGCAAAACGUUCAGGCAUCAUUGGUCGUCCAAAGUGUGCAGCGCGAUAAGUAUGUUCAACUUGCGCUUGAACCUAUUCCCACACCGCAUCAAACUGUAGUUCCGAUAGAAUCAGCUCAAUUCGUGGAAAAUGCAGCUCAGGAACCGGCGAAUCCAAGGGAAGGUCAAGAGCUUGAUGUUGAGCAACAACCAUCACCAACACCCUCGAGGAUUGAGUCCGAAAACAUGUUUGAAAAUAUUCUCCAACAAUCACAAUUCAAUCCCAAAAGCGACUCUUAUAGAGAAUCAAAUGCUCAAAAUCCAACGACUCCAGUUGCAACCGAGCCGCCAGUUCAACCAACGAAAAAAGCAAGACAUGCUGGACCGAAAUACCCAAUAAAUGUUUUCGAGAUGAUUUCUCCAACAAAAGAAGAAAAAGAAUCAGCCCAACCUGAAAAACAGAAGGGAGACGAAAUCAACAAAAACAUCCCGCGAAGGGUUGAGGAGCUUAGUGAUCACGAUAUCGACUUCUUUUCUGGAUUUCUUACUCAUUAA
Messenger RNA from Oikopleura dioica, 702 nucleotides. Lineage: Eukaryota; Metazoa; Chordata; Appendicularia; Copelata; Oikopleuridae. The record is from the annotation of a GenBank genome assembly.